Messenger RNA from Moesziomyces antarcticus, 1461 nucleotides. RefSeq lists its product as uncharacterized. Gene Ontology annotation, cellular component: nucleus. The transcript has a single exon. The coding region runs from base 1 to 1461 and encodes 486 amino acids. Gene Ontology annotation, biological process: regulation of transcription by RNA polymerase II. Gene Ontology annotation, molecular function: DNA-binding transcription factor activity, RNA polymerase II-specific; zinc ion binding; RNA polymerase II cis-regulatory region sequence-specific DNA binding. The record is from RefSeq and is a predicted model, not a curated record. Lineage: Eukaryota; Fungi; Basidiomycota; Ustilaginomycetes; Ustilaginales; Ustilaginaceae.
AUGCCGCGUCGAAAGCUCCCCGCUGCGGGCGCCGCAUCCACCUCCUCUUCCACACCCGCUGCUGCCACUCCAUCUCGGCGCAUGGAAGCGGCUACCGAGCGCUCUCCCUCUCCCUCCUCAUCACUCGGCGUAGGCAGGGCAUCCAAUCCGCCCUCGUCGCCACACAAGCCGCCACGAUCCAAACCCACCAUGCCUCCGCGCGCACCCUCUCCCACCUUGUCCGAGAUCUCCACCUCUGCCUCCGAGGGCGAGGACGGCGUCACCUCUACCGCGCCACGCGCUGCACGAUCAGCGUCUCCCGAGGGCGACGAGCUUAUGGACGAGUCGAUGCGCGACUCGUCUGCCCCGAACGACGCCGAGGUGACGUGCCAGUGGAACGACUGCGGCGAGACGUUCAACAGUCUGCAGCCGUUCAUCGACCAUCUGCACCACGAGCACAUUGGCAUCCACAAGAGCAAGUACAUGUGCGAAUGGACGGGCUGCAUCCGCAAGGGCAAGCCGCAGACGUCGCGAUUUGCGCUGCUCAGCCAUCUGCGUAGCCAUACGGGCGAGAAGCCGUUCACGUGCCCAAGGCCCGAGUGCGACAAGAGCUUUACAAGGUCGGAUGCGCUCAGCAAGCAUAUGCGCGUGCAGCACAACAUCAUCACGGCCGGAUCGAGGCGUGCGGCGGCGUCGAAUGCGGCCGACGAAGCGGAAGAUGCGUCGAUGGUUGUGGAGGGUGCAGAGGCGACGCCGGCCAAGCCUGCGGGUGGGGCGACGGAUUCGUUGGGCGAUGAGCUGCUCGAGCUCGCGGGGGGUGAGGCCGCCUCGCUGGCAGCGGGUGCGUCGGGCGAGGCGAAUCUGUACACCAUGUCGGCGGACGAGCUGGGUAUCUCCGAACGACUCGGCGCCGAGAGUGAUGCGGAGGAGGCCAGGCGCAACGAGGCGGUGCUGGGGCGUGCGUUGCGCGUGUGGGCCAAAGACGUGCGGGAGCGCGAACGCAACCGCAAACCGCGCGACGCCGCCUCUCGACCCCGCGCAUCCGCCUCGGGCGAACCGGAAGAGGCCAACGGCAAGCGCGACUACGAAAGCGACUCGGCGGACUCGUUGGAUGUCUCGGUGCGUCGCACGCGCCGCAACACGCGCACACGCCGCUCGUCGCGCUUUGCCGAAGACAACACCAUGGAAGCGGCCAAAGCGGCCAUCGCCAGCGCGCGCACCAGGUACGUGGUGGAGAAGGCCAAGCUGCGAUAUGUGCGUGCCGAAAAUGCGCGUCUGUGGCAGCAGCUCAACCAGCUCGAAGCGCAGCAGCAUGCAGUGCGCAGACAGUGCACCCAGGCACUCGAACAUGCCCUCGUCGAAGAGUUGGGUCAGGACGUCGAUGCCAUCUUCACCCCGCCCGCCUCGCCCAAGUCCGCCGCCGCCGCCGCCGUAGGCGGUGAUAACGAGGCCCUAGUUGACGACCAUCGCGCCGCAGCGUGA